AGCACCAGCAGUAGACGCACAAGGCUAAAUCACAGAAAUAGAUAUGCCACCAUCCCGAUAACUGCGGCGGCUGGAAGUAUUGCCCUGGUCAUACGCCAUGGAGACCCGAGCUGGAGAAGAUGGAACCGGUGGAUUGUCGCAGUUUAAAGUAUUCCAAGGAAUACAAAGCAAUCGAUGCUGGAUCUCCUCUACAGGAUCUUUUGCUGUUACCAGACCACGAUAGUGGCCUCGCGAGUUAUCUGUCGGCACAUCCUACGAUUAGGCCUUCAAGGAACUCUGCUAGUUCUUCCCUAGCCAGUCUGACUGCGACGACCUCGACGACUGCUUCAGGUAUUCCUCAGUCUUCGGAAACUCCAGACCCCAGUUCGACAGUGACAUCGAUUCGGCCCUCAACUACCCCAGAGCCACCUCGUUCAAUGGGCUUACGUGUUGGGCUUCCAAUCGGCCUUGUGGUUGGUAUUUUGUUGUUGGUCGGCAGCUCUCUCUGCAUUCGUUGUUACCGCAAAGAGCGGCGUCGGCCGCAGUUGAGCGAGAUCCAUCUUACCCACCAAAGUAAAUUAAACGACCCGCCUGGUGGAAUAUUGCUAAUUCGACCAUUCAGGCGCCCUUGACGGCCAUAUUGAGCAUCGGGGAAUUGUAUCUAAAGCCGAA
This is a messenger RNA of Lindgomyces ingoldianus, 651 nucleotides long. RefSeq lists its product as uncharacterized. Bases 120 to 611 code for a protein of 163 amino acids. The transcript has a single exon. The record is from RefSeq and is a predicted model, not a curated record. Lineage: Eukaryota; Fungi; Ascomycota; Dothideomycetes; Pleosporales; Lindgomycetaceae.